Messenger RNA from Pseudonaja textilis, 1900 nucleotides. The record is from RefSeq and is a predicted model, not a curated record. NCBI's taxonomy places the organism in Eukaryota, Metazoa, Chordata, Lepidosauria, Squamata, Elapidae.
AAGCAUUUUUCGGUCUUGGUUCUUCAAGAGGAACUUUGUGGGUUGCACUCUUCCCUCAAGCUUUUCUUCCUUUCUGGAUCCAUCCUGCGCCUGAAUCCAAGCCAACAUGCCUGGUGGGUACAAAGGAGAAUGUGGGGAUGAUGUUGACCCCAUGCCUUUCUUGGCUCCCAGCGAGAAGGAGAAAAUUGAAGCAAUGAGCAAACCGUACGACAUCAAGAAGUCCUGUUGGGUAAAGGACGAGAAGGAAGGUUUCCUGGCUGGAGAGAUCCAGUCGGAAACUGAUACACAAGUCACGGUGAAGACGGUGACCAAUCAGACAGUCACCGUCAAGAAGGACGAUGUCCAGCAGAUGAACCCACCCAAGUUCUACCAGGUCAACGAUAUGGCAAAUAUGACUUUCUUGAAUGAAGCCAGCGUCCUGGAUAACCUCCGGCAGCGUUACGUUAUGAUGAGGAUCUAUACAUAUUCUGGCCUCUUCUGUGUCACCAUCAACCCUUACAAGUGGCUACCCAUUUACGGGGGCCGUGUGGCCCAGAUGUUCAAGGGUAAGAAGCGUACAGAGGUGCCUCCUCACCUUUUCUCCAUCUCAGACAACGCCUACCACGACAUGCUUAUGGAUCGAGAAAACCAGUCUAUGCUUAUCACCGGAGAAUCCGGAGCGGGCAAAACUGAAAACACGAAGAAAGUCAUCCAGUAUUUUGCCAACAUCGGAGGCACCGGCAAAGCCUCUGCCCAAGGGCAGGGUUCUCUGGAAGAUCAAAUCGUCCAGGCCAACCCUGUCUUGGAAGCUUUCGGAAAUGCCAAAACGACCAGGAACAAUAAUUCUUCUCGUUUUGGUAAAUUCAUACGAAUUCAUUUUGGCAGCACAGGAAAACUGGCUGGCGCUGAUAUUGAGAGCUAUCUCCUGGAGAAGUCUAGGGUCAUCUCUCAACAACCUGCUGAAAGAGGCUAUCAUAUCUUCUACCAACUCUUGUCCAACAAGAAGCCUGAUCUUGUUGGGAGCUUGCUGUGUGUCCCGGAUCCCAAGGAAUACCACUGGAUGAGCCAAGGGGUCAUCCAGGUGGAAAACUUGGAUGAUGGAGAAGAACUGCUCCUCACAGACGUGGCCUUCGAUGUCCUGGGCUUCACCGGAGAGGAGAAGAACAGUGUGUACAAACUCACAGGGGGCAUUAUGCACUUCGGCAACAUGAAGUUCAAGCAGAAGCCGAGGGAGGAACAAGCGGAAGUGGACACCACCGAGGUGGCUGACAAAGUCGCCCACCUCAUGGGCCUGAACUCUGGAGACCUUCAGAAGGGGAUUACCAGACCCCGGGUGAAAGUAGGCAAUGAGUUUGUGCAGAAGGGGCAGAACAUGGACCAAUGCCAGAACUCCGUUGGCGCCCUGGGCAAAGCCGUCUACGACAAGAUGUUUAAGUGGCUGGUGGUCAGGAUCAACAAAACCCUGGACACCAAGAUGCAGCGGCAGUUCUUCAUUGGCGUCCUGGAUAUCGCUGGUUUUGAGAUCUUUGAGUUCAACAGCUUUGAACAGCUCUGCAUCAACUUCACCAACGAAAAGCUGCAACAGUUUUUCAACCACCACAUGUUUGUGUUGGAGCAAGAGGAAUACAAGCGAGAAGGCAUCGACUGGGUCUUCAUUGACUUUGGUCUCGAUCUCCAGGCUUGCAUUGAGCUUCUGGAAAAGCCAAUGGGCAUCUUCUCCAUCCUUGAAGAGCAGUGCGUGUUUCCCAAGGCGAGCGAUGCGACUUUCAAGGCGGCCCUGUAUGAUAACCACCUGGGCAAGUCCCCUAACUUCCUGAAGCCAAAGGGGGGGAAGGGCAAAGGGGCAGAAGCCCACUUUGAGCUGGUUCACUACGCUGGCACGGUGAGUACAAAGCAAGAAGCAUAGCGGAAGAAUAACGGG